AUGCAUAUCCAAUCAAUUCCUAUGUGGACGGGGAAGGGCAACAACUAUGCCUACCUCGUGACAGAUGAAUCGACUAAGAAGUCGGUUAUUAUUGAUCCCGCCAAUCCUCCUGAGGUUGCGCCGGAGCUCAAGUCUCAGAUUGAUUCUGGCAAGAUUGACCUGACGGCCAUUGUUAACACUCACCACCACUGGGAUCAUGCCGGCGGUAAUGAUGAAAUUUUGAAACAAUUCAAGGGCCUCCAGGUCAUUGGUGGCAAGGACUGCGCGUUUGUCACCAAGACUCCCGCGCAUGGCGAAGAGUUCAAGAUUGGAGAUCGUAUCUCAGUGAAGGCAUUGCAUACCCCUUGUCAUACGCAAGACAGCAUCUGCUACUAUAUGCAAGAUGGAGACGAGCGUGUUGUUUUCACAGGCGAUACUCUCUUCAUUGGCGGAUGUGGCCGAUUCUUCGAGGGAAAUGCGAAGGAGAUGCACAAGGCCUUGAACGAGACCCUUGCAGCUCUGCCUGAUGACACCAAGGUUUAUCCCGGUCAUGAGUACACCAAGGCCAAUGUCAAGUUCUGCAUUGCAGUCUCCCAGGCGGAGCCCAUCAAAAAGCUCCAGGCAUUUGCGGACAAGAACCAGCAGACACAAGGAAAAUUCACCAUCGGUGACGAGAAGCUCCACAAUGUGUUCAUGCGCGUCAAUGACCCCGAGAUCCAAAAGGUAACCGGCAAGACCGACCCUGUGGAGGUGAUGGCAGCAUUGAGAGAGAUGAAGAAUGCGAUGUAA
Penicillium vulpinum is the source of this 768-nucleotide messenger RNA. RefSeq lists its product as uncharacterized. Gene Ontology annotation, molecular function: hydroxyacylglutathione hydrolase activity. Bases 1 to 768 code for a protein of 255 amino acids. The record is from RefSeq and is a predicted model, not a curated record. Lineage: Eukaryota; Fungi; Ascomycota; Eurotiomycetes; Eurotiales; Aspergillaceae. The transcript is spliced from 9 exons.